AUGGAUGAUCACCAUGAAACCUACAAGUUAUGGAGAAUUAGAAAGACAGUCAUGCAACUGUGCCAUGACCGUGGUUAUCUGGUAACUCAGGAGGAGUUGGAUCAAACUCUUGAUGGAUUCAAGGCACAGUUUGGUGAUAAGCCAAGUGAAAGAAAGCCAGGUCGCAGUGACCUCAUUGUACUUGUUGCCCACAAUGAUGAUCCAACAGAUCAGAUGUUUGUGUUCUUCCCCGACGAGGCUAAAGUCGGCAUCAAGACAAUCAAGACCUACUGCCAGCGCAUGCAGGAAGAGAACAUCAUGAGGGCUAUCAUUGUGGUUCAGACCGGCAUGACACCAUCUGCGAAACAAGCUCUGGUAGAAAUGGCACCCAAAUAUAUUUUGGAGCAGUUCAUUGAAUCCGAGCUUCUUAUUAACAUCACAGAACACAUGCUGGUUCCUGAACACAAAGUGAUGACGCCAGAAGAAAAAGUUGAACUGCUCAACAGAUAUAAACUGAAAGAAUCACAACUUCCAAGAAUUCAGCAGGGUGAUCCUGUAGCCAGAUACUUUGGACUAAAACGAGGACAGGUAGUGAAAAUUAUCCGACCUAGUGAGACAGCCGGGCGAUACGUCAGCUACCGAUUGGUUGUAUGA
Molecule: messenger RNA, 633 nt
Organism: Candidula unifasciata
Lineage: Eukaryota; Metazoa; Mollusca; Gastropoda; Stylommatophora; Geomitridae
Source: the annotation of a GenBank genome assembly